CUCAAGAAACUGCAACUACUGGAGGUGAUACUUUGACUUCAAAGCCAGUCUGUAGGUCACACAUUGGAGGAGCUGCUGCGCAUGUGCAUGUUUGCACAUGUGCGGUCCAUCAUGUGAGAUACUAUUGAUUGUAUGGAAGAGACUCGAGGCUGGCAGUAAAACACAGGGAGGGAAAUACACAACACAUAGGGGACCUCUUGGCUGCUGAACAAGAAGGAGUGCGCCCAUGAAGGGGUCAGGGGGCUGAACAGUUUAGUCCACAGGGAAAGAAUGUGGAGAUGUCCUUGAAAGUGGACAAAAGAAGUGCCAGUCAGCACACGCUCACCCUGCUGCAUAACCAAAAUGUUGAAGCCAAGGAACUAUAAAAUGGGGGCAAAAUGGAGAAAGAGAAAGAAACAGCGACGAGAAAAAGACGCAAAGACAAACAAACCGGUGGCAAAACAAGAGAGAUGGCUCGCAGAAAGACUAGUGGAAGCAAACUCCUCAUGACGGUGUUGUAUAUGGUGGCAGCGUGCAGUGCCAUCCCCAUCAGUGACCUGCUGGACCGAGCCUCUCAGCGCUCUGACACACUGCACUCCCUCAGCACAACACUGACCCAGGAGCUGGACUCUCAUUUCCCUCCUAUUGGCCGCAUGAUCAUGCCCCGCCCCUCAAUGUGCCACACCUCCUCUCUGCAGACACCAAUUGACAAGGAGCAAGCUCUUCAAGUAUCAGAGUCAGACCUGCUGUCAUUGGCUCGCUCCCUGCUCCAAGCCUGGGUAGACCCCCUGGUAGUCCUGUCCACCUCCGCUAACACCCUGCCUCACCCUGCCCAAAGCAACAUAUCUAACAAAAUCCAGGAGCUGCAGCAGCACUCCAAGAACCUGGGAGACGGCCUGGAUAUCCUAUCUGGCAAGAUGGGCCCAGCGGCUCAGACCAUCUCCUUACUGCCCUACAGAGGAGGCAAUGACAUCGGCCAGGACAAGAUUUCCAAAUUGACCAACUUCCAUUUCCUGUUGUCCUGCUUCCGCCGGGACUCGCACAAGAUUGACAGCUUCCUGAAAGUCCUCCGCUGUCGGGCGGCUAAAUUGCUACCUGAGAUGUGCUGAAGAGUGAGGCAGCCAGCUUGAGGGAUGAUUUUUUUCCCAAACUUGCCGUCCAAAUAGUUUAACACAAACUACAAAUCUCAUAUUUGCGCUAAUAUUCCUCUUGCUUUCAGAAGGUGGCGAUAAGGAGCAGUUACAUGGCACGCACAAAAAUCUUUUCAUCAUCUUUUGUUUGAAGUGACACAUUUUAGACAUCACAGCGCAAGAACAUUAACAUCAUCGAUCCUAUUCUCAAUUUGAAUGUAUAUUUGCCAAGAUAUAAUGUCAAACACAUGGUAUUAUUACCCUUAUUGAUUUUGUUGGAAGUUUUGCCCUUGUACAUUCACCAAAGGGUUUACUUCUUAAACAGCUUCCUUACUGACUUAAAGUCAGUGGUUAAACAAGUAGGUAGGGGAGCAGCACAUUGAACCUAGGAGUUUAUACUGUGGUCCAGUCUUACUAAUGGGUCACAGGAGGACAAAGCACGGUUUAUACACUUCCCCAUAUGUUUCCAGCUGGUCUGGCAAAAUUAACUGACCACAUUGUGGUCACAAACUGAGGUAAAUCUGUAAGUUAUUUCUCCUGUGACACUUCCUUGUCCUUUAUACCCUCAAAGCCAAGCUGCCAAAAGAGCUUUGCAGUGGUAGGCAGGGUGUUAUUAAGUCAUUCUUCACACUGGAAGGCAAGGCUUCUGUAGAAUAUCCCUUUCUCUUACUAACUAAGCUUGUCUCAUGAAAAACUGCAGCAUUUUUCAUUUUAGAUUUAAUGACACUUUCUUGAAAGCUUUUUGCAUGUGAUGUCCAGCAAUUAAAACAUUUCUUCAAAAUCUCUAUAUCAAUAAAAAUCUCUUGCACAGUUAA
Molecule: messenger RNA, 1924 nt
Organism: Micropterus salmoides (largemouth bass)
Lineage: Eukaryota; Metazoa; Chordata; Actinopteri; Centrarchiformes; Centrarchidae
Product: prolactin-like
Exons: 6
Coding region: 378-1088 (236 amino acids)
Biological process (GO): positive regulation of receptor signaling pathway via JAK-STAT; response to nutrient levels; positive regulation of cell population proliferation
Cellular component (GO): extracellular region
Molecular function (GO): hormone activity
Source: RefSeq, a predicted model, not a curated record